AUGGCCCUCGCUCGACACGUCGACCCUGACGAGCUUGUCGAGAAGCUGCGAGCGACAGGUGGUCCCAUCCAUCGUCACCGUGUCAAUCACAACUCUGCUGCAUCGUCGCUCACACCUUACUCGUCCCGCUACAAUGCACAGGAUCAGAUCUCCAAGUUCCGCAUCCCGCAGGAAGGCGCACCGGCGGAUGCUGUGCAUCAGAUGCUCAAGGACGAGUUAGAUCUCGAUGGCCGGCCCAACUUGAACCUCGCCAGCUUCGUGGGCACCUACAUGGAGCGUGAAGCCGAGGCACUCAUGAUCGAGAACUUGAGCAAGAACCUGUCGGACGCCGACGAGUACCCUGCCAUGAUGGCCAUGCAUCAGCGUUGCGUGAGCAUCCUCGCACAUCUGUGGGGCGUACAAAAGGGCGAGACCGCCGUGGGCAGCGCGACGACCGGCUCCAGCGAGGCUAUUCAUCUCGGCGGGCUGGCGAUGAAGCGGCGUUGGCAGGAAAAACGGAUGAAGGAGGGCAAGGACUACAGCAAGCCGAACGUCCUCAUGGGCGCAAACGCGCAGGUGGCGCUGGAGAAGUUUGCGAGGUACUUCGAAUGCGAGGCCAGGAUCUUGCCUGUGAGUGAGAAGAGUCACUUUCGUCUAGAUCCCGAGUUGGUGAAGAAGAACAUCGAUGAGAACACUAUUGGCGUUUUUGUUAUCCUGGGAUCGACUUACACUGGACACUACGAGCCUGUCGACGAGAUUUCCAAGAUCUUGGAUGAUUACGAGGCGAAGACCGGCAACGACAUUCCCAUUCACGUGGAUGGCGCGUCUGGCGCUUUCAUUGCCCCGUUCACGCAUGGAAAGACUGGAGGCGCGAAAUGGAACUUCCAGCUACCGAGAGUCAAGAGCAUCAACGUCAGUGGACACAAGUUCGGUCUUGUGUACGCGGGUGUCGGCUGGAUCAUCUGGAGGGACGAAAGCUACCUGCCAAACCACCUUAAGUUCGAGCUGCACUACCUCGGCGGCACGGAGGAAUCCUACACGCUCAACUUCUCGCGGCCUGGAGCUCAGAUCAUAGCGCAGUAUUUCAACCUGAUUCAUUUGGGUUUCGACGGAUAUCGAGCGAUCAUGGAGAACGCGCUCGCAAACGCUCGAUUGCUCAGCAAGGCGCUUGAGGCGACAGGCUGGUACACCUGCGUCUCGGAUAUCCAUCGCAAGAAAGGCGAGUUCAGCUUCAAAGGCGUUUCGGAGACAGUCUUUGGUAAAGAGAACGAGACGUCGGCAGACUACAACGCCGGCCUGCCAGUGGUGGCCUUCCGAUUCUCGGACUCGUUCAAGAAGGACUACCCGCAUAUCAAGCAGGAAGCCGUGAGCAAGUUGCUGCGUGCUCGCCAGUACAUCAUUCCCAACUACCCGCUGCCGCCCAACGAGGAGAAGAUUGAGAUCCUGCGCGUCGUAGUUCGCGAAUCGAUGAGCAUGGACCUGCUUGAUCGCCUUAUCAGCGACAUUGUCUCCGUGACGCAAGACCUUAUGGGCGCGGACGAAUUCGACUUGGCGUCUCUGCAAGGAGCAGCCGCGAGCGUGGAGAAAGCGCACGGUAGCAGCGGAGUGGACGCGAAGACACGCGCGAAGCAUGGCAGUAGGCGGCCAAUGCAACAUGGCGUUCACAGGUUAGUCCCCACUCGAAAGAAGGAAAUGAGUACGUGCACUAACGUCAAGGUCAGAACCGUCUGUUAG
Cyphellophora europaea CBS 101466 is the source of this 1713-nucleotide messenger RNA. RefSeq names its product glutamate decarboxylase. Gene Ontology annotation, cellular component: cytosol. Bases 1 to 1713 code for a protein of 570 amino acids. Gene Ontology annotation, biological process: L-glutamate catabolic process. Gene Ontology annotation, molecular function: glutamate decarboxylase activity; pyridoxal phosphate binding. The record is from RefSeq and is a predicted model, not a curated record. The transcript is spliced from 3 exons. NCBI's taxonomy places the organism in Eukaryota, Fungi, Ascomycota, Eurotiomycetes, Chaetothyriales, Cyphellophoraceae.